Molecule: messenger RNA, 1319 nt
Organism: Polychytrium aggregatum
Lineage: Eukaryota; Fungi; Chytridiomycota; Chytridiomycetes; Polychytriales
Product: PQ loop repeat-domain-containing protein
Exons: 3
Coding region: 123-1064 (313 amino acids)
Biological process (GO): basic amino acid transmembrane export from vacuole
Cellular component (GO): fungal-type vacuole membrane
Source: RefSeq, a predicted model, not a curated record
GUCUCCAGUGCCAGCCUUUGCUCUUCCAAGUUUGAGCAUCCACUCCUCCAGAGAUCUGCUCAGUUUUUGUCACCCGUCUCCCCGACCCGCGCUUGUCAUUCCCACCGCACCAUAUCGCCGACAUGGUUCAGCUCUCGGAAAUCAUGGGCUUCUGUUCCAUCGGUUGCUGGAUCGUUGUGAUUGCUCCCCAGCUCGUCGUCAACUACAGACGCAAGUCCGGCGAAGGACUGUCGUUGACGUUCCUGCUGCUGUGGCUCUUUGCCGAUCUGUUCUCCCUGACCGGCGCCAUCCUCAACAACCUCUUCUACUCCGUCAUCCUGCUGGCGGCCUACUAUACCUUGAUCGACUUGAUCCUGAUGGCCCAGUGGUACUACUACCGCUCGGAUCUCUUCAAGCGCUCCCGUCGCCACCGCCAUCGUCGAGCCAGCGUUGCCAAGCACCUGGAUCCCGAGCACGGCUUGGGCUGCAGUGCCGCAGACACCAGUUCUGGUGACCGCAAGCUGGCUGACGAGACCAAGACCAAGACUGCUGUACCUGGUGCGGCUGCCAUCGACGACAGAGACGACGCCAUUACCCUGGUCGAUGAAAAGCCCAAUCCCGUCAAGUCGACUGCCCAAUCGGCCGGGCGGAUGCUCCUGCUGAUGGGCCUGGUGGCCGUGAAUGUCUACGGCAUGUCCGCUGUCUCGGCUGUCUCGGUCAGCUCCGCGACGGGCUUCUCUGGACGGGUCUUUGCUGCAGAGUCUGCGCCAGUGCCUGCUCAGACGGAGCACCUGAUUGGCGACAUCAUGGGAUACGUUUCCGCCGUGCUGUAUGUCUCUUCGCGUGUCCCGCAGAUCGCCAAGAACUUCAGAGAGCGCUCCUGCGAGGGUCUGUCGGCCCUGAUGUUUGUCUUCACCGUCUGCGGCAACCUGACGUACUGUGCGUCUAUCCUGUGCUACUCGAUUGAGCCUGAGUAUCUUGUCAAGAACACCCCUUGGCUGCUCGGAGCCCUGGGCACGCUGCUGCUCGACUUUAUCAUCUUUGCACAGUUCUACAUGUAUCGGCCAAAGAAAGCGCAAGCGUGAGCAGGCACUGCCGCACCUGCGCUUUGAUUCAUGGGAUGUACAACAUCUCUGCAGCAUAUCAUGUGCCAUCAUUUCCACUGCCCCCCGCGCACUAUUCCCCCUCACACAGUCUGCUGUUACCAUGUUUCCAUUUGUAUGUCAAGUUGCUCGACACCAUAGCUGUCGUCAUGUUCGCACUGUUGUCUCAGUCUUAGCUGGGUCUCGUUGUUUGAAGAUUGCCUUUGCUUUGUAUUGCAUUAUAUGGGUACUAGCACA